Molecule: messenger RNA, 1378 nt
Organism: Quercus lobata
Lineage: Eukaryota; Viridiplantae; Streptophyta; Magnoliopsida; Fagales; Fagaceae
Product: tetraketide alpha-pyrone reductase 1-like
Exons: 6
Coding region: 47-1024 (325 amino acids)
Molecular function (GO): oxidoreductase activity, acting on the CH-OH group of donors, NAD or NADP as acceptor
Source: RefSeq, a predicted model, not a curated record
UAACUACCACCCUACGCUACACACAAACACACACGGGAAGAGAGGGAUGAUGAGUGGAACAGAGAAGGUGGUGUGUGUAACUGGAGCCUCCGGUUACAUAGCUUCAUGGUUGGUCAAGCUCUUGCUCCAACGUGGAUACAAUGUCAAAGCCACUGUUCGUGACCCGAAUGAUCCAAAGAAAACAGACCACUUACUUGCACUUGAUGGAGCAAAGGAGAGACUUAAGUUGUUCAAGGCAAAUUUACUGGAAGAAGGAUCAUUUGAUUCUGUAGUUGAUGACUGUGUAGGUGUAUUUCAUACAGCGUCACCUGUUUUUCUUGCAGCCAGUGACCCACAGGCAGAGUUGAUUGAUCCAGCAGUGAAGGGAACACUUAAUGUUCUUAAAUCAUGUUCAAAAUUUUCUUCUAUCAAGAGAGUUAUUGUAACGUCUUCAAUUGCUGCAAUCAUGUGCAGCAGAAAACCUCUUACCCCUGAUGUGAUUUUGGAUGAAACUUGGUUUUCUGAUCCAGUUACUUGUGAGGAAUCAAAGCUUUGGUAUAUGCUCUCAAAAACCUUGGCUGAGGAGGCUGCUUGGAAAUUUGCUAAAGAGAAUGGGAUUGACAUGAUAACAAUGAAUCCAGGGCUUGUUAUUGGUCCUCUCUUACAGUCAACUACUACAUUCAGUGUGGACACAAUUCUGAAUCUCAUAAAUGGAUCGUACUCUUCUUAUGAUGGAAGUUAUAGAUUUGUUGAUAUUAGAGAUGUGGCAAAUGCACAUAUUCAAGCAUUUGAGACUCCAUCUGCUAGUGGCCGAUAUUGUUUAGUUGGAAGAGUUACAUCCCAUUCUGAGACUCUCAAGAUAUUGCGUGAACUUUUCCCUGCUUUGUUCCCAACCCAAAAACCUGAAGAUGACAAGCCUUCUGUGCCGACAUUCAAGGUAUCCCAGGAGAAGGCAAGAAGCUUGGGUAUUAACUUCAUCCCUUUGGAGGUAAGUCUCAAGGACAUGAUUGAAAGCUUAAAGGAGAAGGGCUUACUCAGUUUCUGAAUUAUGUGUUGUCUUAAAGAAAGUGAAAGCAAGAAGCUUGGGUAUCAACUUCUUUCCUUUGGAGGUAAGUCUCAAGGACAUGAUUGAAAGCUUAAAGGAGAAGGACUUACUCAUUUUCUGAAUUAUGUGUUGUCUUAAAGAAAGUGAUAUAAGUAUAUGCAAAUAAAUGUUAUCUUAACACUCAGUUUCCUGGUCUUGAACUUUAUUUUCCCAUAUUGAAUGUUCCAUGAUUUUAAUAUUUAUAUAUUAUUUUGGAAACUAUGUUAGCUGGCACAAUAUGUAAAUCAACUUCUCUUGAAGUUAGAGUUCAAGUCUUUUGUACAGAUUGAACAUUUGAACUAAACAUUUUUUUUA